UCUUAAUGCUAGAUAUGGGAUGGAUGCUGAUGAGUGGUGGUAUGUACAUGGUCAAGGCUCCAUUUACUUGCAGCCUCUUGCAAUUAAACUUAACUCCCAAGUUGCAAGUUCUUCUUCAGCUGAGCGGAAUUGGAGUACAUACUCCUUCAUCCACUCAGUCAAACGUAAUCAUUUGGGUGCAAAGAAAGCUGAGGAUUUGGUCUACGUACACUCCAACCUUCGUUUGUUGUCACAUAAGGACCCUGAAUAUAGUGAGGGUGUAACAAGGAAUUGGGAUCUAGCCCCUGAGUGUGCUGAUUUAGAUGCUACAGUUGCACAACUUUGCCAAGUCUCUAUAGACGAGGCGGUUAUGGAAUUUGAGAGAGACAUAGCUAGUGGGAGUGGCAUUCCAUUUGAUAUUGGUUCAAUUGAUGCUGAAUUUGAACCACUUGAUGACCGUGAGUUUGGGUUGGAUGCUUCAGAUGAAGAUGAAUAUGGAAUUUAAAUCCCAUAGAUGGCUUGUAAUUUGAAUG
This is a messenger RNA of Cryptomeria japonica (Japanese cedar), 512 nucleotides long. RefSeq lists its product as uncharacterized. Bases 20 to 484 code for a protein of 154 amino acids. Gene Ontology annotation, molecular function: protein dimerization activity. The transcript is spliced from 2 exons. Lineage: Eukaryota; Viridiplantae; Streptophyta; Pinopsida; Cupressales; Cupressaceae. The record is from RefSeq and is a predicted model, not a curated record.